This is a messenger RNA of Schizosaccharomyces octosporus yFS286, 1589 nucleotides long. Its product is annotated as short chain dehydrogenase. Lineage: Eukaryota; Fungi; Ascomycota; Schizosaccharomycetes; Schizosaccharomycetales; Schizosaccharomycetaceae. The coding region runs from base 218 to 1351 and encodes 377 amino acids. The record is from RefSeq and is a predicted model, not a curated record. The transcript has a single exon.
AGGAAAAAGACCGCCAUCGAUCCUUUUACUUCGGUCAGUAAUGUCUCAGAAGAGACAUUACUCCGGCCUGACAGGAUACGUAGACAAAAGUUUAUAUAUCAAACAAUAUAUGUUUUGAAUAUACUUGAUAAAAUUGAUGGCUUUCUAUAGUGUAAAUGUUUGAACCAGCAGAGGGAGCUGACCAAUCUUCCUUCUACAAACCUCCCAUUCAUUAGAAAUGCCUAUCCCUUUUGUAGCCCAUGUCGUACAAUUCAAUUACGAUCAUGUAGUUUUGUACUGGAAAACUUAUUUAAAGGUUUUAUUUACCUUGGCUGCAAUAGGUGGCUUCAAAUUUUGGACCAUGGGUCGUUCUACGACUUGGGAGAGAAAGAUGAAUGGAAUGGUUGUAAUUGUUACAGGUGGAACUUCCGGAAUAGGAAAACGGGUUGUAGAGAAACUUGCUUUACUAGGAGCUCAUGUUGUUAUUUUGCUUCGGUCAGAGCCCGAUCAAUUUACAGUAGAUUUUAUUAUGGAUCUACGAGAGCGUUCAAACAAUCAAUUUAUUUAUUCGGAGGUAUGUGAUUUAAGUUCCAUGCUUUCCGUCAGAAAAUUCGCUACGAAGUGGAUUGACGCUUCCCCUAUUCGAAGACUGGACAUGAUUAUUCUAUGCUCAGGCUUGUCGCUGCCUCCAUAUGUGGAUCGCCAAGUCACUGCGGAGGGUGUCGAAUUACAGUGGGCAACCAACUUUCUAGGUCCUUACCAAUUGAUGCGAAUUAUGCGUCCUGUCUUAUAUGGUCAACCCGGCCACAGAGACGUACGUAUUAUCGCCGCGACCUGUUCAUCCUAUGUUUUGGGUGACAUUAAAUUUGAUGAUCUAGCUCUAGAUAAUCAUCCAUACCCUCGUUCAAGUCCCUGGAAAGUCGUAGGAAAUGCUAAGCUCGCCUUAAUGACAUAUCUUUACGACUUUCAGAAAAAGGCGCAAAAUCACGAACGCCCUGACAAUAUGCCUUGUAAUAUUCAUACCGUAAUGGUGAAUCCAGGCGUAGUUCGUACUCCCGGAUUUCGAAGAUUUAUUACUUUAGGUCGUGUUUGGGGAUUACUUUUGUACUUGCUUCUUUGGCCAUUUUGGUGGCUGAUUAUAAAGGGCACUCUGAAGGGUGCGCAAUCCUUUUUCCAUGCGAUUUGUAGUCCUGAAUUUGGUGCCACUACCGAGUAUUUGCUCGUUAACGAAUGCACCAUGAUAGAACCUUCACGAAAGGAAAUUCAGGACCCGGAGUAUGCAGAGAAGUUAAUUAAAGCAGCUGAUACCCAGAUUGAUGAAAUAGAAAAGCAGUAUAAGAAAAAGGGAGCUUCAAAGAAAGGCAAAAAAUAAUCGUGGAUAGCUUUAAAGCGGCUAAAAUUUACUGCUGUCUUCUUUUAUAUCCAUUGAGCCAUUAAUUUUAGAGUACCUAUAAACUAAGAAUACACACUACAUUCAAAAGCCUCUACUUCUCAGGAGCAAAAAUAACAUGACAAGGAUUUUGCAUUUUACAAGAUACGGGGCAAUGUUUAAGUUUUAGUUAUGAAACAGAAACAUCCAUUAUAUAAUCGAAGGAUGGAAGGGAAGGUGA